Messenger RNA from Drosophila willistoni, 386 nucleotides. RefSeq lists its product as uncharacterized. The record is from RefSeq and is a predicted model, not a curated record. The transcript has a single exon. Bases 15 to 386 code for a protein of 123 amino acids. Lineage: Eukaryota; Metazoa; Arthropoda; Insecta; Diptera; Drosophilidae.
GCUUGCAGUUCGUCAUGCAACGGCUUGAAGGUCUCUUGGCCAAGCUGUUAUGCCUCCACUUGACGUUGGCUAUUUUCCUCCAUUCACUUGGCGGUGUCGAGAGCAGGUCAUUAGGCCAGGCAGCCAGAUCGAUACAAAUAAUUAAGAACAUCGAGGAUGAGCCCAUACCGAUGACAUAUCAAUUCAUCACCGAUCACCAUCAGCCAACCACAUUGGGUCAAAAUUAUUAUAUCAAGCCGGGUCAAUUGGUGGGCUCAUUCAAUCUGGAUUCAGGUAUUCUGAAUGUAAGGCAUCAGAGUGAUGGCAAGAAACCAAUUAAAAAUAAACACAAUAUUCUAUUUGUGGCCUAUGGGCUUAAAAAUAAUAAGCCAAAGGAUAUAAGUUAA